This is a messenger RNA of Podarcis lilfordi (Lilford's wall lizard), 12330 nucleotides long. NCBI's taxonomy places the organism in Eukaryota, Metazoa, Chordata, Lepidosauria, Squamata, Lacertidae. The record is from the annotation of a GenBank genome assembly.
ACCAGAAGUAAAGGCGGUGAACUGGCGCUCGACUCCGGAGGGCGGAUUCCCUUCAGAGCUUCCCGCCCACUCCUCCGCCUUUGGGGCGGCGACUCUCCCCUCAGGCCGCCUCCGCCACACUUAGCGCGCUUCCUCGCCUGUCCGCCUGCGGUGCCUGCGGUCCCUCACAGCAGCCCGGGGAGACUUCGGAGGCGGCGGCGGGAGCUGACCCUUUGCGCCCGCGAGCUCGGUGCUUUUGCCCCGUGAGGCGGCCAUGGGGCAGCCGCCGGUCUCGCUGUUGCUGCUGGGCUGCAGCGCCGUGCUGGUGUGUCCCCUGCUCUGCCUUCCCUCGGCGGGAAAUGGUAGGUGGCGACGACGGGGCUGUCUCCCGCCAGAGGGGAGCCAAGUUUUGGGUGGUCGCUCGCUGGGAGGAGGAGGAGGAGGAGGAGGAGGAAGGCGGGGAGGCAGCUCAGCCAUGUUUCGGAGGACACCAUCCCGGGGCUGCUGAGGGGGCGAGAGGGACGCUUCCAGGAAGUCGCGUCCGAUUGAAUUACAAGUAAUCCAUACUCGAGUUCCAUUGGUGUGAAUGGCACACAGCCAAUGAAAAGUGGGGGUAAACACUCGGGAAGCGGAUGCUGGACUAGGUGGGCCAUUGGCCUGAUCCUGCGGGGCUGUUCUUAGGGGUCCUUUUCCCGGGGAGCCAAAGGCAGCCCCUCGCUCGGCUCCCGGAGGCGCGCGUGCAAUAUGUAAAAGUAAAUCCUUCUGACAGAACAAAGCUGGCUGCAGGAAUGCCUUUGAUACUUCGAUUCGCCUUAUUCUUUCCUGGCUCAUGUUACAGGAUGCCUGGGUUGUUGACGCCACUGCUGCCAAGUUGCCGGAGAUGCGACCCUUUUGAUGUGGGUGGGGAGGGGGCUCUUCCUCAAAAGCAGGGGGUGGGAUCUUUACCGUCGCCUUUUCUCUCUCUCUCCUCGUCCUAUUUAUGGUGUUUAUUCAGCGCAAUCCUGUGGAUGCCGUUGAGUUCAAUAGGAUUUCUUUUACAGGCAAGAAUGCGUAGCGUUUGAACACUUGACUGAGUAAUAAAUGGGGAUAUGCAACUCUCACAGAACAUAAAGUUUUGUUGGUUGUUGGGGAGCACCUCCAUAGUUGCGUGGCUACAAAGGAAGGCUUUUAAGUUUUUAGGGUUUCUCUUAGAUUGCUUAAAUAUCGUUAAGGUCAGUGGGAGAUGAGCAACCAGUUUUUAGUACAUCAGUCCAUUGCACCUGUACAGUAAAAAAAUAAUAUGAAACAACCCGGACCCUGCAUAGUCCUUUCUCCGCCUGCUUCCUCCAUGAAAGGACUGGUGGGCGGAAACAGGAGAACUGGCCUUUUCUGCAGUGGCCCCUGUUUGUGGAAUGCUCUCCCCAAGGAGGUUGGCCUGCGCCUUCAAUACAUAUCUUUAGGCACCAAGCAAAAAGCAUUUGUCUUCUCCCAAGCAUUUGGCUAAUUAAACAAUCUAUGGCCUUUUAAACUGCAGGGGGAAUUAUUAUUUUUGUUUGUUACUAUGCUAUGCAUUUUUGUGUUUUUAUAUUGUAAACUACCCUGGGAUGUCAUAUAUGAAGGGUGGUAUGGAAAUUUAAUGAAUAAAAUAAAUAAAAAGAUAUGGAAUGUGAAAGUUACAGAACCUGAGAGUCAUUGUCUGCUUUCUUUCUAUGAGUAACUUCUUUCUGAAUUGUUAUGGUUUAUAAACCAUGCAUGAUGUAUUUUAAUCAGUAAAAGAGAUAAUUCUUGGCUUAGGAAGUGGUUUUUGAUAUUUCUGCACAUAAGCAAAUGGUUGCCUUAACAGAUCAAAUGUUUGCCAUUUGUCUUAUGUUUUGACAACUUGAAAAAGUUGUAAGUUCAUUGGGGAGAUUUUACUGUCUGGAUUUACUGCAAAGGAACUUUGUGAUCCAUUCUCUUUCUUUGUUCUCAUAAAGUACAGCAGUGUAGGGGAGAGGGAAUUUCGCUGGUUGUUUAUUUUCCUCCAUUGUUGCUAUAUUUUUUACAUUGCUGACAGAUAGACAGUAUGUUGACCUAAAACGCUGAGUGAGUCAUUUGCUUAUCACCAUGAACAGAACAGGGAAAAUGUGGCUCAAACUGAACAUCACCAUCAAUGUUUUAUUAUCUAUCUAGAUGGUUGUUAUUUUUUACUUCAAGGUUAGUUUUUUGUUAAACUUAUGAGAAAGACAAACUUCAUGUGUUAAAUUUUAAGUUGCCCCUUUUGGAUAUCAACUGUGGUUAGUACAAGAAGAAAAAGAGUACAGUGGUACCUUGGUUUAAAAACAGCUUAGUUUAUGAACCACUUGGAUUAAGAACGCUGCAAAUCCGGAAGUAUGUGUUUCGGUUUGUGAACUUUGCCUUGGAAUAAGAACAUGUUUCGCUUCCUGUUGAGUGUGUUCCAUUUGUAAAUUGAGUCCCCUGCUGCUAUGGGAAAGCACACCUUGGUUUAAGAACACUUUGGUUUAAGAACGGACUUCCGGAAUGGAUUAAGUUUGUAAACUGAGGUAUCACUAUAACUUCCUAUUGUUUCCCUACCACUUGGUUGUCAAUCUGCUUGUGCUUCCCAUGACAAAAAAAUACAUGUUGGGUGAACACUUUAAAACUAUAAGCGCCAGUCUGUGGCUCUUGUUAACAAGACAUUAGUAAGUUUGGGUGUAUGCGCAGAAGGGCACAGAGUUAAAUUAACAGAAGGACUUGAUGGGUAUAUACCGUAUUUUUCGCUCUAUAAGACGCACCAGACCAUAAGACGCACUUAGUUUUUGGAGAAGGAAAACAAGGAAAAAAGUAUUCUGAAUCCCAGAAGCCAGAACAGCAAGAGGGAUCGCUAAGCAGUGAAAGCAGCAAUCCCUCUUGCUGUUCUGGCUUCUGGGAUAGCUGCGCAGCCUGCAUUCGCUCCAUAAGACGCACACACAUUUCCCCUUACUUUUUAGGAGGGAAAAAGUGAGUCUUAUAGAGCAAAAAAUACGGUAAUUGUAAUUCAAUAAUGAUCAGCUGUCUUAAAAUAGACUUUGCAGCUUGAGGAUUACGAUUCCAACCACUAGGCAACACAACACUAUUUGACUUAUACUGGCUCUCUUACCUCGUGCCUUGGUCUUCUGCUGGUGAGUGGGACCUACCACCAGGUAAGGGCCUAAAUCAAGUUGUGUUGAAGAAGCAACACUACCACCAUACAAAUGCAGUAUAGGGGGGGAUUAAGAAACUGGUGCCUAAAUGAGUUAAAGGUGGGUCCCAGGUCUGAAAAAUUUGAAGACUACUGAUCUAGUGUGUUUUCCAAGUUAACUCUGGCUUUGAUUUCACAUUUGACUUAAUUUCAAUUGCCCAGUUUGAAUACUGUGUUCAUGCAUUGGACUGGAUCAUGUUUGGCAUAAUCAUGUCUAGAGCAGACCAAUUGAAAUCAGUGGGACUUAAUAUGUGGACUGAUUUGUGUACAUGUGUGUGUGUGUUUCUGUUAUAUAUAUUCACAAACAAUAUAUAUCAUUUUUUGAUUUUUCAGUAAGUAAUAACAUUAAAUAAUAAAUUACUCCCACACAAACGCAACGGUAAUGUGUGUUUUUUUUGUGUGUGUGUGUGAGAGAGAGAGAGAAAGAGAGAGAGAGAGAGAGAGAGAGAGACAGACAGACAGACAGACAGACAGACAGACAGACAGACACUGGAUGGCACUUCCAACCAAGUAAAGGUAAAGGUACCCCUGCCCGUACGGGCCAGUCGUGUCCGACUCUAAGGUUGCGUGCUCAUCUCGCUCUAGAGGCCGUGAGCCGGCGCCGUCCAAAGAUACUUCCGGGCCACGUGGCCAGCGUAGGUGAAAAUUAACCUUGGGUUAAGAACUUAAUUCGUUCUGUUCUUAACCUGAAACUGUUCUUAACCUGAGAUACCACUUUAGCUAAUGGGGCCCCGUGCUGGUGCCGUGCAAUUUCUGUUCUCAUCCUGAAGCAAAGUUCUUAACCCGAGGUUAAGAGGGUUAGUGGAGUCUGUAACCUGAAGCGUCUGUAACCCGAAGUACUAGUGUACUUAAUUUGUUUGAUAGAAGAUGUCCCUUAGUGGCUGGAUGUGGUGGAUGACUCAGUCUUUCUUCUCUUAUGCCUCAACCACAAAAGCUUUGUGCUAUAAGCACCACAACUCCGUUCACCUGACCAGCAUCUGCAGACUUUGACAUUUUAUGAAAGAUGCUUCUGUACCAAAUGCAGUCAUGAAUAGCAGUCAUGGCCUUGGGUCUAUCUUCUAACAGCUGUAUUUUUGUUAAAGCUGUUGGAACUGUUUACUCACGAGAAGUAUUCAGUGACUGUUGGUGUUCUUUAAAGAUAUCUUUCUUGAGAGAUACAUCUGGAAGGUUUAAUAUUGGGAGCAAUUGAAAGCAAAUGCAUUUUAAGUUACAAAAUCUGCUUAGGGAUGUGUCAAUUUCUCAUCUUCAUUUGGCUCUCCAUACUAGGCAGAGACUGUUGUUUAUGUUGAGCACAAAUAAUUAAUCAUGGUUUUGGAGUAACCUAGUCUGGACUGGGAUCGUGUGUCGAAUUUGGGCAUAAAGUGAAAGGGUGUGUCAAAAUAAGUCACAAUAGUGCUUUAUUUAAAAUCAAUUUAAGAGAUAUCUGUGUUGAGGAUUAAACUUCAGUAGCAACAUUUUUUUUAAGAACUAGAUCAUGAAAGGUCAGUGUGACAUCAUGCUUGUUGCACAAACAAUAGAUAUGUGCCACUCUCUAUUACGUAUCUUUAUCCUAACAGCACUCACUUUAGUAAGCCUCCUAAAAUCAGUAUGUUUAGGAGCAUUUGGAACAACUAAUGUUUUAGGAUAUGAAAGCCCUAUAUGGAGGAAAACCCCACUGAAGUUGAUGUUUCCAGCUCUUCUGUUCUUCCUUAUUUGUGAAUAAUGCUGAAUGACCAAAGUACAGUCUACAGAAUACCGAGUUUGUUUAGCAGUGCAAAAACACUUUGAGGCUGAUGAGAAGUCACAUGAUCUUUGAUCCAUUCUUUUGUACUGUGAAUGCCAUUCCAAUCAGUAGUCUAAAUGAUCUUUCCUGUCAUGCCUUUUCAGUAGCUUGACAGGCACUGGGUUAGUAGACAGCCUAAAGUAUACAACCCCUCGGGAACAAACUUCAUCAUCAGUUACUUUCCAUGUGCUAUGGACAUUUUAUAGUUUUUCACAAAUGACAUCUUGGAUCAUCUAUCACAGUAGUUCUUUUCUGAAGUCAUAAAUGAUGGGAUCCAUAUUAGUGAUGGAGCUGUGGUCACAGUGGAGGAAAGGAGUGAGGUGAUGUCUCCUUCCCCCUGUAGCUCCAGGUCCCCUGAAAACUGCUCUAGGGGGCCCCCUUGGACAGAGUGCAGGUGAGGGCUGUGUCCUGCAAAGGCUGUGCGGUUGGGGUCAGAAUAUAUCUGAAAUGAUUUUUAAAGGACUAAUUUCCUGUAUAAUAUACACUUUGUUGUUAUUCUUGUUAUUACUAAUUAUUUCUUUAUGCAUGAAACUGGACACCAAAAACUUGAAAAGAGUUGUUUUGUCUAAGAUAUAGGUUGGAAUUAAAAGAUAAGUCAUUGUGGGUGACACAAUUAGUACCAGGUUUUCUCCAACCUAUCUGAAGAAAACCUACAGGCUCAAAGUGCUGUAUACUGGAACAACGAUGGCCUGUUUUAAUUGGGAUAGAGAAACAAAAUCAUUCUGAGUUCUCUUAUCAUAGCUCUCCAAUUCUUUGAUGUGAUAUUGAGCAAGCCUUUCAGAAUAUAGCCCAAUACAACAUGGGCUAUCAGGUAGAUGUUAACCCAGAACGAACAUUCUAUGUACUGUAAUAAGAAUUCUGUCUUAUCUAAAGAAGGUUUGAAAAUCCAAUAGGCUAUCUUUAGCUUACUGAGGCAAGGGAAAGUCCAUGAUUUUUGGCAAAGUUUCACUUGAUAAUCAAGAUAAAUACUUUUGGAAUUUGAAUGUUUCUUGCAUUGAAACAUAUAUUUAAAUAGUCUGGGAAAGUAUCUGAUGAAUAUUCAGUGAAUAAGAGGGUUUGUAACUGCUGUUGUUAAAAUUUCAGAGGUGAUGAAUAGGAAUCCCUGUUUUAUAUGUUAAUGUCAUCUUAAUAGGUGCAGACAAGAUCUAUUGUAAAUAGCAGAAUGUAAAUUACUUAAAAGCAGCUAUCAUAAACACGGGGGGGGGGGAAUGAAAAGGUAGUAUAGAGGAAGUAACAUGCUAAUUGUACAAGAUAUUUGAAAAAUGGAAAAGGCAGUGAAUAUGCCUUUUUCUAGUCCACAAAAGAAUUUUACUUCAGAAAAGUAUUUUCUGCUAAAUGUGUGAGUUACCUAAUAUGUUUAAUAACCAUAAACUUCAUUUUCUAGACUCUUUCGCUCAGAUUGGACCAAAAACCUUUCCCUAUUCAACAGAAGAAGAAUAUGAAAAAAUCCCAUUGGGAGACGAUGACACUGAAAACGAUUCAGAAAUUGGAUCGGGUUCCAUCAAUGAAAGUAUAUUCCCUGGAGAAACACGAAUGCUGGAGAUGUCAAGGAGAUCUGGAGGUGUCAAGGAGUACCUGACUAGUGGAUGGCUGACCAUUUUUGUUCCAUCAGUUUAUACCCUAGUUGUUGCGCUGAGUCUUCCUCUGAACAUCAUGGCAAUUCUUGUGUUCCUGAUAAAAAUGAAGGUGAAAAAGCCAGCUGCAGUGUACAUGCUCAGCCUGGCUUCUGCUGAUGUUCUCUUUGUGAGUGUUCUUCCUUUUAAGAUUGUCUACCAUUUUUCUGGGAACAAUUGGGCAUUUGGACCUGAAAUGUGUCGUUUUGUCACUGCUGCCUUCUACUGCAACAUGUACUGCUCUAUCCUGCUGAUGAUGGUGAUAAGCAUGGACCGUUUCUUAGCAGUGGUGUACCCAAUGCAGUCCCUGUCAUGGCGCACACGAAGACGUGCCUUUGUGGUCUGUCUUGCCAUCUGGCUUGUAGCAAUAGCUGGAGUGAUACCUCUGCUAAUCAAUGAGCAAACCCAAAGAAUUCCUCAGUUAAACAUUACAACAUGUCAUGAUGUGUUGAAGAAAGAUGAUCUUAAAGGCUAUUACCUUAUUUUUUUCACCAUUUUCUCUUCUCUUUUCUUUUUUGUGCCAUUAAUUGUUUCCGCUGUUUGCUAUGUGUGUAUCAUCCGGAGUCUUAGCUCUUCGAAUGUCGCUGCGAAGCAGAGCCAGAAAACACGGGCAUUAUUAUUGUCUGUAGCUGUUUUCUCCAUUUUUAUUAUGUGCUUUGGUCCAACCAAUGUCCUUUUGUUAAUUCACUACAUCAGUUUUUCUUACAAAAACUACUUGGGGAAUAUCUACUUUGCCUAUCUCAUCUGUGUCUGUACUAGCAGUAUAAGUUGCUGCAUUGAUCCUUUGAUCUAUUAUUACACCUCUUCUGAAUGCCAGCGUCACCUUAUCAAUCUUUUUUGCUGUAAAAAGACCUCUGAAUCUUGCAGUACCAGUACCAGUGGCCAGUUAAUGACUAGGACCAGCAGAAGGGGUACUUGCACCAGUACACUUGGUAACAGUGUCUACAGGAAGCUAUUAACAUAGGAUUGCAAUCAGCUACCGGUAAGUUUUGUUCAAAGUAGACUUACUGAAAUUAAUGGACCCAAAUAGUUACAUUCAUGAAUUUCAGUGAGUCUGUUCUUACUAUGAGAAACAUUUGCUACAACUCAUAUUGUUUUGUGGACAAAAGUACAUUUUGUGCACUUAUUAUUAAUAUAGCUAUAUAUUUAAGCUAUUAUACUGAAGAAUAGCCAUAUCACAUUUUUCACAUGAUUAACAUGUUUGUUAACAGAUAACCUGUCAUUAAAAAGGAUAUAGGGUAUGGGGAGGGAAGAUAAAGACUCAAGAAGGUGUUGAAACAGUGUUUUCCUGUGAAAACUUUACCCAGAUAUGUACUGCAUCCCUAUUUGUGUGUGUGUGUGUGUGUGUGUGUGUGUGUGUGUGUGUGAGAGAGAGAGAGAGAGAGAGAGAGAGAGAAAGACAGAGAGAGAGAAAGAGAAGUAUUAAUCUGAUUCUACUGACAAUGUUAUAAAUAGGUCACUUAUGGCUGAAAACCUCCAACAACUAAAAUCUACAAACUGUUAAACAGACUUCAAAUUUUUAUGCAUUGUUUGCCACAUUACAGUAGCCCUCUGAACGAAAUCACUGUUUCCAUUUACAAAUUGGCUUUGGAUGCUAAGAGACACUGAUUUCAUUCAAAGCUGCCUAAUGACCUUAUGACUAAAGAGAUAUUUGAGUUUAUAUAUCCCUUUUCUUAUUGGUACGCUAAUUUCAAGUAUUAUUUGUAUUACAACAUUUGAUGAUUCCUGAAAUUAAAUGAAUCAGUGGUCUUUUUUUAACACUGCUUUUCUAAUUUGUAGUAUAUGAUUCGGCCCUCUGAAAUGCAUUCUGCAUAUUUCAUGAUUUUGCUCUACAUAUUUUGGCUGCCUUAGAAGCUAAAAACCGAAAAAGAUUUCCUUAAAAGACAAAUGAGUCAAUAUUUGCAAUUUGGUGUUGUCACACAAAGUUCAAGUCAUGAUAAGCCUUUUUAUUGUUCUGUUGUAUAUAAACAAUGGACUUUUGACUCAUGAUUGAGACCUGUAUUGAUUGGCUUGCAUCCUGACCUUUUGCUCCUUUACAAAGAGACACAGUACUUUAUAAAAUGGCUGUUUCCAUGAGCAGCGUUAUCCUUCCAUGAAUAGAAGCAAAAAGUUAUAACUAGCCAGAACUGGUUGCUAGUUGGUGUUACUGUGUACCCAUCACAACUAAAUACUGAAUAGCCUAGUUACAUUCUAUUAAUGUGGUUUAACACGGACUAGAUCACACUGUCAACCAAGUAGUUUGGAGUUGUCCAAAUAUUUGAAGAAUCAGAGAAAAGGUAUGCUGGCAUAUUUAUUUCAAACUGGUUCUGCUUUAAGUCUUAUUCUGAACAUGUGUUUCUACUUUUAAAAUAGAGUGAAACUCCAAUGUGUCCUGUUCAGAAUGUAUUUUCUACAGGUAUUUGCUUUUAGUGGGCACCUCUCCACAGAUUCUGUACCUUACUUUUUUCCUAAAUUGUGUCAUACCUUGAUCAUGUGUGUGAAAUGCAUUUAAAAAACAGACUGAGGCGCUGCAACAUUAUAAAAAUCUAAUUAACUCGCACUCAGUAAUGGGAAAGUACAAGUGAGCCCUGGGACAUAAAAAUAAAUUAAAUAUUACUUGUCUUCAUGUAAAUUACUUUUACUUUCAUUAGCAGUUGAAUUUAGGUUUUUAGCUGAUGCAUUUCUUCAGCACAGAAACUGUAAGUUUCUACUCUAGAAUCCCAUAGGGUUUCUAAUGUAACAAAAAAGUAAAGUGUUGCAUCUAGUGAGAGCAAAAGCACUCCAAUAGAGGCAUCCAUUAAUGCAAGAGGCAAGGGGACACUUUUUGCCCUUUCUCCCUCCCUUCUGUUUUCAUAAUUAUGAAAAACCUACUCUGGAUGUUCUCCCAAACCUUCAGAACAGAUUUUUGGGUGGUGCCGGAGGCUGUGAAAAUCAGCAAAAUUUGCAUCCCUUCCUCUUCCGUCAACAGUUGCCUCUGCUGGAGCAACAUCUAAACAUUCUAAACAUACAUUUUGUUUAAGUGUAGAUAAUAUAAUUACCAAAUGGGAGAAGUAAAGCUACUACUUAUCUACUCAAAAGUAAGUCCUAUUGAUUUCAAUUGCCAUUGCUCUUAAACAAGUAGAUAUAGGCUUGUAUCCUGAAACUCAGAAUCUGAAGCAGCAUUUUAAAACUGAGAAGAAGUGUCUGCUAAUCUGUCAGCAGGUAUUUUCAGCAUUCUAACUAUUUUAUUUGAGAUGUAUUGCAUUACUGUAUUGUUUUCCAUUUUUGUGUGUGAAAAGAUAUAAAAGGGUAUUUAGCUGGGUUUGAUAUAGGAGGAAAUACCUGUUAUAGGAAGAAUAUUAACGGUUGUGACCAAUUAGGUUAUACUCUGAGUGUACACAUUGAAAAUAGUGAACCUAAGUUCUUCAUGUCCAUUAUUUUCAAUGGGUCUACUCUGAGCUGGACUGACAUUGGAUAUGACCCAGUAUUGACUUCUAUUUUCUUCCUGGGUCAAAUCCCUAUCAAAAUACAUUUAAUGUAAAGUAAUUUAACCAUACAUUUUUAAUUUUAUUGAUGUACAAACAUAAGUAAAAUGUGUAAAUAUUUCAUAAUUUUUGGAAGUUAUAUUAUUAUAUAUUCAUAUUAACCAAAUAAAUUAUGGUAUUUGCUUUCUUAAAACUAUAAUGUUGAUAGACAGAUGUUUAUUAUUAUGUUUGAAAAUUGAGUUAACCUGCAGCAAUAAUAAACUUUUUAUCUGCUUCAUUUGUUGUGUGUUCAUACCUAUGCCAUGAUACAAGUUUGUCAUACAUGGUAUCCAGUCUGAUAUAUUUUCACUUAAAAAUUGCUGCUCUGAAACAUGUAAACCUUGAAUAUUCCAAAAAGCUUCAGUCAGGUUGCUUAAAACCCACAGCAACAAAGAUAAUAUUUUAAAAUGUUAGAAACAAGUAACUGUAGCAGUUUGUAGGAAUCAUCCAUUUUUGGUCUUGCAUUAUUGUUCAGUGACAGUAAAGCUAAACUACAAUGAAGGGGCAAUCUGUGGUCUUUGUGGUGUCUAUGGUACAGGAACUGAAAAAAGUAUGGUAGUUUGGCAGCAUGUCAGGCCAGUCAAGGUUCUUCAGGCCCCCAGGCAAAAGCUGCACCUAAGGCAUGGCAUAGUUCAUUCCUUUAAAUUGGAGGUGAGUUGCCUUGGCCUGCCCUAGCUGAUACAGUUUAGGAAAUAGUGGUAACACCACCAUGAAUCUCUCUCUGCUGUAGGAUCGCUCUGCUCCAAAAUGCUGAAUCCAUAGACAACAGAAAGGUUAUCCAAUACUGCUACUAUAUGUGUGCUUUUUAAAAAUAUCACUUCCAUUGCACGCCUACUUCAUAGGCUAGAGCAUCUGAUUUGUAUGCAGAAGCUCCCAGGUGGUCCAGUCCCUGGCAUCUCCAGGUAGGGCUGGAAAUCUCCCCUGAUUGAAACCCAGAAGAGCCAUUCAGUUUCGGAUCACAAACCAAGGCAGUUUCACAUAGCUAGCGAGUGAUAAGCCAAGCUGUUAACAUGAUGAACGGUGCUGCACUGCUGUGGGGAAGAAGCCCCUCUUGAGAUGACUAUCCUGUAAGAUCUGGGCUCUUUCCAUCUGAAUUCAGGUGUAAAUAUGCGAAUAGGUCAUAUUUCUUAAAGGUAUGACAGCCUCCACCACAUCUUGAUUUGCAAAGGAACCCAGACCGUGAGUGAGCACUUGGAUCUCCCAAGAAUCUUUCUACAGCUCAGCAGAGAUGGCACCCAACCUCUGUAACACUAUGCUUCUCUCCAUGUGUUUGUGUCUAGUACCUGUUUUGUUAUUCCAAUGUGCCUCCAUGAGUUGGGCAAGAUAGUGGGUCAGGAUCAUGAACUGACCUUUGAGCUUCUUUAUAACCAUCCCAGAUAAAACGCUCUUGUAAUCUUUCAAGGGUUUUACUUAAUUGCAGCCUUUGUUGAAUCCUGUAAGUAUUUGCAGUUAUUUUAUACCUGGACUGCAAAAAGUUCCAGAAUGUGUAUGUGUGGCAGUGUUGGGACAUAUAAGCAUCUCAUUAUAUGAGUAUCAAUGUGGACCAAGAGAACUGCUUUAUGAAACAGCCCUAACUUUUCCAAGUUGAUAUAUCCCAUUUGACUCAUAAUCUGUGUCCGUAUCAGCUUUGUUAAAAAGGAAGCUCUGUUUCCCAUGAUUCAUUGUUAUAGAGAUGUGAAAAUGGCUAAACCCCGCCCUCAUUUUUACUGAUGUGGAUGAAAUUUACGGGAACAGGAGUUUCUCCAGAGUGGAUUAAGCCUGCCAAAUUGCAGGCAGAUAUCUCGCAAUGCAGGAACCCUUAAGUUGUACAAAUAUUGUUUCAGUUACAGGAAGUCAUACUUUUCUCUUUUCCAUUAUUGUUUGUACAGUGUUUAUAAAGAAGUCUGUUUGCCUCAGUAAAUUUUUUCUUUUUUACUGUGAAUUUUGACUGCGUUUUGACUUAGCUGUAUGACAUAUCUAUCAUCUAUCUAUCUAUCAUCUAUAUCUAUUUAUCUCUUUCACUGCCAGGAGAUGAAACCUGCUAGAUUUAAAACUGAUAGUCAUAGUGAUUCUUCCACAAGGGCAAAAGUGAACAUUUCUGGGUGAAUAAAAUGUUUGUUAAUCCUUCCCGUCUAUUGUUUUUUAUACAGUUGGUCUGAAAAUUUGUAGACAUCUGAGAAGAGGAAAAGGGGAUAACACUGCAAAAAUACACAAUAUCAAAUGGAAAUAAAGGAUACUAACAGGAAUGAAAAGGAACUCUCACUCACCAGCCGUUCAACUAAAGGGGGAAGGCAGAAGGGGGAUAACUCUUGAACACAAAAAUGUGGCACAAACAAACUC